Molecule: messenger RNA, 2980 nt
Organism: Epinephelus fuscoguttatus (brown-marbled grouper)
Lineage: Eukaryota; Metazoa; Chordata; Actinopteri; Perciformes; Serranidae
Gene: slc46a3
Product: solute carrier family 46 member 3
Exons: 6
Coding region: 113-1567 (484 amino acids)
Biological process (GO): vacuolar transmembrane transport
Cellular component (GO): lysosomal membrane
Molecular function (GO): transmembrane transporter activity
Source: RefSeq, a predicted model, not a curated record
GAGAAAAUAGGCUAACGGCUAAGCUGUCUUCCUUUGUUUGCUAUCUAAACAACGACAUAGCACAGCUCAUCCUUCAGCAUUCACAGGAACAAACAAACAAGCGGUGCAUUGCAUGGGAAAAUUGCAGCCACUCAAAAUGAAGGGUCUUUACCUCGUGGAGCCCGUGGUUGCACUGUAUGCUUUCUCCAGUUUUCUCAUCUACCCUCUUGUGCAGCAGUAUGUGUACAGGAGGCUCUGGCAGGAGCUGACAAACACCACCUACCCCAUCUCUGACAACUCCUCCAGAUGUGUAGGAAACGGCAGCAACCAGUCCAGCUACUUUGAGGAGGUACAGAGACAUGCAUCUCUCUUCUCCCUUUACUCAGACCUCCUAUCCACAAUCCCCUCUUUGAUCGUCACCCUAAUGCUUGUGGCUUAUAGUGACCGGGGAGGACGCAAGAUUACAAUCAUCAUGCCGCUGAUUGGCUCGUUAAUGUACGCAUUGUCCUUCCUGACAGUGUCCUACUUCGAGCUCAACAUAUACCUGCUUGUCGGCUCCUCGCUUCUCAGUUCUUUGUUUGGUGGCUUGGGGACGUUCCUGGGCGGCGUUUUCGCCUACAUAGCAGACUUGUGUGAGGAUGAUCAGCAGAAGACGCUGCGCAUUGCUGGAGUGGACAUGAUGAUUGGCCUGUUGUCUGGGGUGGCUUCAAUAUCAACAGGCUACUUUUUGAGAGCUGCAGGCUUUAACUGGCCUUUCCUAACCGCUGCACUUUGUCAGUGUGUGAUCCUGCUCUAUGCAAUUUUCAUCCUAGAAGAGACUGUGAAGCAAGCUCCUACUGAUGCCAUUAUUCUAGAUGGGUCUCCUCAGAGCUCAGCCAUGAAACAGAUGCUCUAUGGAGUCUACCAGAUGUUUGCAGGGACUAGUCAAAGGUGUAAAACUGUCCUGGUCCUCCUGAUGCUCAUCUUCACCAGCUUCUCUUUCGCCUGGGGUGGAUUCUCCUUGUUGGUGCUAUAUGAGCUGGAUGAGCCACUGUGCUGGACUGAGAUUUUGAUUGGCUACGGCUCAGCACUGUCUACUGCUGUGUUCUUUGUCAGCUUCGUGGGAGUGUCAGUAUUCACAUGCUGCGGUAUGCCACAGCUGCUCAUUAUCCUGCUCGGGAUCCUCUCCGUUGUAUCAGGCAUGGUCCUGCUGCCAUUUGUGAAGACCACGCUACUGAUGUUUUUAGUGAGGCUGCCAAUGCUACUGGCUAUAAUGCCUUUCCCCGUUCUGCGCUCCAUGAUGUCAAAGAUCAUCCCAAAAUCUGAACAGGGAGCCCUGUUUGCCUUUCUUUCCUUCCUGGAGAGUUUAACUGGGAAUGUAUCGAGCGCUGUCUUCAACAGCGUCUAUGCUGCUACAGUGGCAUGGUACCCCGGCUUCGCCUUCCUGUUGUCUGCAGGACUCUGUGCCAUCCCCUUGUUUGUUCUAGGGGUGGUGGGUGUGAUCGGAGUGGAUGUUGCUGAAGAGGACAGAAAACCAGACCUUGUCGUCCAAGUUGAGGAGGAUCAUGUUGAAGAUCAAAACGACAACAAUCCUCUUCUUCUUAACUGAGCCACGUGGACUGCCAAAGCCUUACCAGCACAUAUUUUUCUUUGAAGUCAUUUAUUCUAAGACACUUUUAUUCUCCUGAGAACCUCAGUGACUCUUCUUUUAAGUUUCAAGCUAAUAAUGCAGUUUUCAGAUUCAUCUCUCAUGUCUUAUUGCUGUGGUAGUUUGUACAGUUGAACUUGAAUGAUAUAAAGAUACAACAGGGAAUUGUAGGCAAACAGGUUCAGAAACAGUGGAUCUGGGUUUUUUUUUUUUUUACAAGAACCUUGUUGAGAUAGUUACAUGUUAAAAUGGUAGCAUUAAUAAGAUAUAAAGCAGGGAUGGGCUGUUAACUUGCAUCCAAUCUCAGAGGUCUUCCAUGAAGAAUGGUAAGAAUCCUCACACAUUAUUUCUACCUCCAAAAUGGCCUGACAGUGACAUUACUAACAGAUUCAAGAGGAUUCAGAUUGUUAAAAUAAGAACAAAACAGUCCAGAUUACUGAUAAUGAAAGUCCAUGGUACUGAUUGGCAGUCUGAAAAGCAUCCGAGGCUCUCUGUAAGUUAAAAAUCCUGCAUUAAUUCAGGGAUAACCAGCGUAUUUCCACUUAAAAUGUUGUCAUUAUGGUAUAAAAUACACUGAGGCCAUCUGUUCAAUUGGAACUAAUCAAGAGGUGUAAAUGUAAAUAUGAACCAUAGCAAACCCACACAUAUUAAAGCAGAAAAGAAAUAUACAAUAACAAAUAAGUAAAUCAAGGACAAUCUGACAGAAGAAUACAAUAAUGCGGAUAAAUGGCAACCUCACAGGGCCCUACAACAUGAAACUACUCAGAAUGGAUAGCCCUCAAUAAUUCAUAUACAAAGACAUAACAACAGCAAUAUAAAACACUCAGAGGAAGGUAUAAUUAUGGCAUACAGAGACAAAAAAACUGCCCUUACAUGAAAUAUCACAGGUCAAAACUAUCAUGUAGUAUCACAAUAUAGUGUAGCAGCACAGUGUUUCUUGUGAAACUAAGCAGAAAAAGCAUAAAUGCAACAUGCUUGCUCAACAACAUAAUAAAACGUUACAGGAUGGGGGUAAAGUCAAACUGAUUUAAUAUGUUUUCAUACAGUUUUGGAGUGUGCUAUGACUUGCAAUUUUAAAAUAACUGUUUUCAGACUUUCAUUUAGGUAAACUGAUUCAGAUCUGUACCAUGUUUUGCCUCUUUUUUAGUGUUAUGUUAGCUUUACAAAGAGCUCUACUGUCACUUGUUUCCAAGAUGAAAUUUCAUGCAACACACCAAAUGUGCAAUACAACACAAACCUAUUUUACUAUGUAAAGUUUCUUAAAUCUUCAAAAAAAAAUCUACAAUUUAGAUGCAUUUUUUUCUAUAACCCACAUUAAGCGUUAUGAGUAAACAAAUAUUUAAGUAUACAUUGUGAUUGUAUAAGGAAUGUCAA